Messenger RNA from Aureobasidium pullulans EXF-150, 798 nucleotides. RefSeq names its product UPF0047 domain protein. The coding region runs from base 184 to 618 and encodes 144 amino acids. The transcript has 2 exons. The record is from RefSeq and is a predicted model, not a curated record. NCBI's taxonomy places the organism in Eukaryota, Fungi, Ascomycota, Dothideomycetes, Dothideales, Saccotheciaceae.
ACCCACGCGACAAACGCAUACCACUUCCCCGUCCUCCUCGGCAUCUUCAUCCUCGCCUUCUUUCCCGGUCUCAUCGGUCCAAUCUUCGCUUCACCCUUCACACUACUCAGCUACAGUUGCUCGCUACUUCCUUGGGCAGCAUCUACCCCACCACCGACACAACCUACACCACAUACCACAACCAUGUCUUGGACGCAAAAGCAAUUCACCCUGCCUGCCAAGAGCAGAGGCAGUUAUCUCAUCACUGAUCAAGUGAUGGAGAAGGUGCCAGAGAUCAAGGAUUACAAAGUCGGCAUCUUGCAGCUGUUUGUUCAGCACACCAGUUGCGCCUUGUCUUUGAACGAGAACUGGGAUGAGGAUGUUCGCGACGACAUGUCCGACGCCCUCGACCGCAUCGCCCCGGAAGACCGCAAAGGAAACCUCUACCGCCACUCGGCCGAAGGAUUGGACGACAUGCCCGCCCACAUCAAAUCCGCUUUGAUCGGUGCUUCCGUGAGCGUCCCCAUCACAAAUGGAAAGCUGGCAACGGGCACUUGGCAGGGUAUUUGGUUCUUGGAGUUCAGGGCUAGCAAGCAUCAGAGAAAGGUUGUUGCUACUAUUCAGGGUGAAAAGGCUUGAAUGGAAGGAAGACUUCGAUGCUCGAGAGAUACGAUUGGGAGAAGAAGUGGCUGUCCUGCUGGUCAGCACAGAUGUGGACAUAUGAUAUAAUGAACAAAUGCCCUUUGAUGCUGCAAGGCUUCAAAAGGCAAAUAUUAUAAACGUGAUCUCCGCUGUUGAAGACAAUGUGUUCGUGACAAC